AAAAGUUCUUGGUCGUUCACCGGAUCGGGUCGUUUGAGUCCACGCUGGGAGGCAAAACCCCGACACUGCAGAGAACCAUGACGUUGAACCCCAGUGCCCAAGUCUUCAUCCCAUCAUCACAAACCCUGAAACUUCUGGAAGAGACCGCGUCUCCGGCGGUCGAUUCCGAAAAAUGUUCAGCGAGCAAAGAAUUCUCGCCGCCCCAACUCGAAUCGCUCUAUAUUGAUUUCUCCGAGAUGGAAGACGACGGGGAAUUACCCAGCAGUCGGCUACAAAGCGUCAGCGGGACUAUUGACUACACAAACUUCGACUUGCCGUUCUUCUUCCAUGACAUGAUGUCGGCAGACAGCGAAGAUUUUAGUAAUUAUUUGUCCGACCGCGCUGAAUACCUCCUUGGGUAUGCUGGCACGUCUCAGAUACAUGCUCUCGAAAUCGUCGACACGAUACUAGACACUGUUUUCAACUUAUUGCGGAAGAAUGGACGAGAGUUCAAGAGACCGCUCAAGUUGGCAGCUGAAAUGUGCGACAUGGAUAGGACGUUCUUGCAGAUGAUGCUGCAGCAGAUGCUUCGACUCCUCGAUUACCUCAGCAAUCCGCUCAUGCGGGAUCUCGCGUACUCGGUGCUUUUCGGUCUGAUGCUCAGCGAGCUUCACGUAGGGACCUGCGUUGCCCCUCCGGAAACUCCGAUGGGCUUCGCCGAAGAAGUGCGGGACCUAUUCUUGGCAUUGUUACAAGACAAGAAAUCCGUCAGUGCGGCUGUUUUUGCAAUCGAGCAGAGCGAAACCCAGUUGAAGAGCAUUUGGAACGCUCAACAAAUUGAGUGCAUUUGUUCGAUACUGCGGAGGAUAUCCGCUCGCUUCGCAUCCACGGAACUUCAUUACAAAUGUCUUGCACUACAGAAGAAGUUGCGUCAACAAACAUCCUACUUGUGCCUGAAGGCGCACGCGAUGCCUGUAGCCCAGUUGAACGAAGAAGAGGCUCGAGACUUCGAAGCUUUCCUUCUGGAAUCUCGGAGGGACUUCUACUCGUGCAGGGAUUGAGUGCUACUCUUAAAUCCGUGGUAGUAUUUCAUCGAACAGUUCUACGUCCAUGGAACGGAAAAGCAAUAGUAUCCCAUAAUUCUGCCAGUAUUCCCAAAGAGCGAAGAGAUCUACGAAGACGGAUAGAACCAAAACUGAAAAUCCAAUCUUUAAGAAAUCAACGUCAGAAAAAACGAUAGAACAUCCAUUCUCGUUGUUGACAUGUCUUAGCUAAUUUUGUCGUUUGGUAUGUAUGUACGUUGAUGUUAGCCGUUCCUAUCAAAUGUUUGUAAAUAUUGUAAGAACAUCAAGUGCGACCAAAAACCACGAGAAGCGAAGCGUUAGCGAACAGGAUUGGAAAGCAUACGCGAGAAAAACUUGAGCGAUAUUGGGGCAUCAAAUCCAAAAUGAGCGCUACCUUUCAAUUAUUUAUUUAACCUUUGUAUUCUUAUGGUCCACUCGAAUGGUGCACAGCAAAUAGACCGACUCCGAAUAAUAAACCUGGGUCUUGACCCGAA
Galendromus occidentalis (western predatory mite) is the source of this 1537-nucleotide messenger RNA. RefSeq lists its product as uncharacterized. The record is from RefSeq and is a predicted model, not a curated record. The transcript has 6 exons. Bases 78 to 1040 code for a protein of 320 amino acids. Lineage: Eukaryota; Metazoa; Arthropoda; Arachnida; Mesostigmata; Phytoseiidae.